Molecule: messenger RNA, 1335 nt
Organism: Thermochaetoides thermophila DSM 1495
Lineage: Eukaryota; Fungi; Ascomycota; Sordariomycetes; Sordariales; Chaetomiaceae
Product: putative diphthamide biosynthesis protein
Exons: 2
Coding region: 1-1335 (444 amino acids)
Biological process (GO): protein histidyl modification to diphthamide
Molecular function (GO): 2-(3-amino-3-carboxypropyl)histidine synthase activity
Source: RefSeq, a predicted model, not a curated record
AUGGAGGAUGAUCGUGCUCUUGUCGAUAUAGGCACAGCUGCCGACAUCGAGGAAAGCCACACAUCUCAACCUACCUUAAAGCAGCCAAAGAAACGCUUUGUGGGAAAGAGAGCAGCGGGUGAAGCCACUUCAGCCAGCUCUAGGAAUGGCUCAGUAGAUCAAAGCGGUGCUAUCCAAGUCGCUCAGCCACGAAGGGCACCCAGACUGCUCAAUCAGGUGCCCCGUGAGAUCCUAAACGAUGAGGCCUUGAAGGCCGCAAUUUCUCUCCUCCCAUCCAAUUACAACUUCGAGAUACCAAAGACAAUUCACCGUAUUCGGACCCUGGGAGCAAAGAGAGUAGCCCUUCAAAUGCCGGAAGGUCUCCUAAUGUUCGCCACUACUAUUUCCGAUAUCCUCACCCAGUUCUGUCCCGGAAUUGAGACAUUGAUCAUGGGAGACGUCACCUACGGGGCUUGUUGCAUUGAUGACUAUACUGCGCGAGCUAUGGGAUGCGAUUUGCUGGUCCACUAUGCUCACAGUUGCCUCAUCCCCGUCGACGUCACAACGAUCAAGACACUCUAUGUCUUUGUUGACAUUAGCAUCGACACUUCUCACUUCGUCAAGUCAGUGGAACGCAACUUUGCCCCUGGAAAGACCAUCGCACUGGUGGGCACGAUCCAAUUUAACGCCACCAUUCACGGCGUAAAGCCGACUCUGGAAAAAGCAGGAUUCAAUAUCAUUGUACCUCAGAUUGCUCCUCUUUCCAGGGGUGAGAUCCUGGGCUGCACAUCACCAAACCUCUCAACCUACACAGACCAACCAGUUGACUUGAUCUUAUAUUUGGGUGAUGGGCGCUUCCACCUCGAGAGCAUCAUGAUCCACAACCCAGGUGUUCCAGCAUACCGCUAUGACCCCUAUUCUCGCAAGCUUACGCACGAGGAGUACGGGCACGAUGAGAUGCAGGAUCUGCGGCGUGAUGCCAUCCGCGCGGCUAAGAAGGCCCGUAAAUGGGGACUGAUUCUUGGUUCAUUGGGCCGACAGGGUAACCCGAACACGAUGGCACUGAUUGAGAACAAGUUGACCAAGUUGGGCAUUCCGUCUGUCAACGUGUUAAUGAGUGAGAUCUUCCCGCAAAAACUGGCCAUGAUGAGUGACGUCGAGUGCUGGGUGCAGGUGGCUUGCCCGCGGCUAAGUAUCGACUGGGGGUAUGCCUUCCCGAGACCGUUGCUCACACCAUAUGAAGCGCUAGUUGCUCUUGAGGAAAGAGAGGAUUGGGGUAAGGGGCCAUAUCCGAUGGACUAUUACGCAAAGGAGGGUCUUGGUCGGACAAAGCCUCCUACGGUAGAAGCGAGAUAG